AGAUUCAACGUGAGGUGGUGCAGUAAAAAGUGAGAUUUCGAGGAAGAAACUAUGGUGCAGUGGUACCACGUGGAAGAAACCGGGAUUCUCGCGAGGAUGCACUGACAAGGCAGACCGACCAAAAGGCUCGAGAUGUCCGCGGUAACCAGUCCGUAUGGCCCCACGGAGAUGCUUUCCGAAUCGGUUUACAACUAUGCGACGUCCCGACGGGACGCCGCAGAUCAGGACAGCGACUCCCAAUUUGAGGGCCAGGCCCAGCUGCAAUUGGCAAGCAUCCAAAAGCCCCGAAACAAGCGGAAAAAUUUUAAGCCAAUCAGCAGUCGAAUGGCCGAGGUCUCGGACGACUCUGACCGGGAUGAGGAGGAUCAGGACGCCGUCGAGGAGGGAAAUGCGAACGAAAUCCUCGAGUACGAGAGAAAAACGUUACUUUUGCCGACUGAGGAAAGGUCGAAACAGAGGCUAAACAACAACGAAGCGAGCCCCAUGGAUUUGUCCGUCGCGACUAGGCCACCCUCGUCGGAAGGGGACGACGACAGCGGCGACUCCUUCAGGCAUAAAUUUAUUAUCGAACAACUUAGGUCGCAGAAGUUCUAUUCCCUUGGAGCCGAGGUUCGAAGUCCGACCUCGGAAUCAUCGGAUAAAAGUGGAAGUGCCGCAAUGGACGAAUCAAAUCGCCUCGAUGACCAGGAUGGACAAUUCGAAGACGAUAGGGUUCAGGAAGUGGAGAGCGAAGGGACAGUUGAAGGGAAAAGGCCGUUCGAGGGGAUGAGGGAAUACGCAGAGUCAACUAUGCAGGAACUCCUGGCGAUCUAUGGCUUGGCAGGAGGUGAACUUGCCAGGUCGGUCAGCAGGCAGCUUCCACCCACCUUUCUGAACCCACCCAGCGGUCAGCAGUCCCAAGGCAAGGUCAAGGUCAAGGAAGAAAAAGUGGCUUCUUCGAUGGCACCCGGAAGUCCGCCAACACCACCGCACACGCCGCAAAGUCCACCGAGGCAACAUCCACCUGGCAACCUUUCUCAGUCGUCGCAGACACCAGCUAGCUCCCCUAGCAUCCAACAUCCCCACCAAGGUGUGACCAGUUCACCCCUAAGUCAAAUUUUGGUACAAACCCCAGCCUUGGCUCAACUCCUUCAACAAAAUCCAGCAAUUCUCACCCAAAACCCACAACUGGCACAACUCCUUCAACAGAAUUUCCAGGUCCAGAUGGAAAGCGUACUUUUCCAGGGAGCACGUAGAGAAGACGGAGAGGAUGCGAGGGUUCCACCGACAAUAGCGAACUUGGCAGCAAUGAAGGUGGAGGCAGCUGACCCGAAGGUUUCCGCCCUUCUUAGACAAAGUAUGUCACCAGUAGCAGAAUCCAUGAUCGGUGGCGCAAAAUCGAUUCCCCAGCCCAUCAUUGACUACUCUCGUUAUGUGAGAAGGUACUCAAGUGGUCAAGAGUGUGGAAGUGCCUACUGUAAAGAACUCGGUUGUAGGGAGCACUUUCACUGUCUAGACUGCAGUGGUCGAGUCUUUGUCAAAAAAGAGGAGAUGAUUAGGCAUUUCAAGUGGCACAAGAAGAGAGAUGAGUCGUUGCAGCAUGGCUUCAUGAGGUACUCCCCUAAUGACGAUUGUGCUGAGAGGUAUCCUGGCCGGAUCUGUCCCCACAACAAAAAGCAGACUCACUAUCACUGUAUCCAUGAAAAUUGCGACAAGGUCUACAUCUCGACUUCCGAUGUCCAGAUGCAUGCCAACUAUCAUCGCAAAGACUCAGCCAUCAUCCAAGAAGGCUUCCAGAGAUUUAGGGCGACGGAGAGCUGCGCAGCUGAGCAUUGUCCGUUUGCUGGUCAGAGGACCACACAUUUUCAUUGCCGACGACAGGGUUGUCGGUUCACCUUCAAGAACAAAGCUGACAUGGAUAAACACAAGUCUUACCACAUCAAAGACGAACAGUUCACGCGAGACGGUUUCAAGAAGUUCAUGAAGUCCGAAGCAUGUCCCUUCGAGCAGUGCAGAUUCUCAAGAGUGUGCAAUCAUAUUCACUGUAUCAGACCCCAGUGUAGCUACGUCCUUCACUCGUCAGGUCAGCUGAUCUCUCAUAAGCGUAAACAUGAGAGGAACGAUUCAGAGAUAGCCUACAGGAAGUACAAGCAACUUGGAGCAACGGGCGGCAUAAGACCGCCUGGAUCUUGGAUGCCGGAUGAAAUCUGCUCCCAGAGUCUUUCCUUGAGUCUGAAUGGAGAGAGUUCCAACGAGGGUAGAGGAUCUCCUUCCUACUACUCGAUGGAUGAUUCCUUCCAAAGCGCAAGUGACUUGGCGAUGGAUCUCACUGCUCCUUCGACUGGACCGUCGACCGGUACUGGCGCUUCGACUCUGACCAUGGAGCAAUUACCAUCCCAGAUUCAGCAACAACAACAACAACAGCUGACGUCUGUCGAGUUAGCUUUCCUAGCACCAGCCUCAGCCGAUUGUCCCUGUCAUCUUGGAAAGGAGCAUCAUCACUGCGGUCUCGAUCGCUGUGGAGCAACUUUGCGUGACCCUCGAGAGGUUCGAGAACAUCUUCGGGAACAUGAAACUCAAGAACGGAUUACGGACGCCUUUUUCGAGGAAGGAGGUUGUGAUGAUACCUGCCCUUACUUUGAUAAAGAGAAACAUUAUCACUGUAACUGGGAGAACUGUCGUGAAGUGAUUCUAGCGACAGACAAGCCUUUUAGAAGACUGCAACAUUAUAAAAUCCAUGAGUACAGCAGACAGCUUGAUCUCUCCUGCACAUCUCAUGCGCUCUCUCCAGAUGUCACCUUAACUCAUCUGACGAACAUCGACGCCAUGUUCAGGCGGAAGAGAGGGAGACCCCCUAAGAAUAGGGUAAUUGAAAUCUGGUCUGGAGGAGAUCCUGCAACUCACACUCAGGAUUCUCCCCAAGCAAUAUUCACCAGCUUUAAGCUCCCCAAACCCACUACUCCUACCAUGACUCCAAACGUGCUAAUUGAGGAGAGGGAAGGAAGUAUGUCCCCUAAUAGCGUUGGUGAACCGGAAGGAUUCGCUACUUACAAUCCUGAUGGUUGUCCGGAUCCAGCGUGUACUCUCAGGCCCACGAGGCAUCAUCACUGUUCCCAAGUUCGGUGUCAUUUCUCUACGGAAAGGCCAGAUCAGCUGCUGAUGCACAGCAAAGACUUUCAUGAUAACGUAGAUAUCCUACCUGGAUUUGCGUUUUUCGACAAGAUGAUUGAUUGUCGACUACCUGGGUGCCACAGCAAUAGAGUUAACCGACACUUUCAUUGUACAAGGCCGAAUUGCGGUUACUCGUUCGUGAGAUAUUCGACGAUGUCUCUUCAUGAGAAACAACACCAUGGCCUUGGCGAUCAUGGUCCAGAGCAACCAAAUCAAGAACCUCAGGCGCAGCCGCAGUCCCUCGUCCAGGAAUCUAAGCCCAGGAUACAAGUGAAGAACACCUCAGAGCUGAUCGAAAAGCAGGAGGAGAGUAUGAUGGAGGAGAGCAGAUCUAUCAUUGAUGACAAAGAACCUCAAGUUCCUAGUCCAGACACUAAUAAGACCACGGUGGUGAGGGCGGCAGGCACCUAUUAUCCGGUCAGUGGACCGCCGAGCGAACCCGCUCUUCCGGGCGCCAUGCUAUCCAUGCGAACUUCCGUGCACCAAGAAACUCAGAUCAUGCCAUCAACAAGUUCCACUUCACCUCAUACGCUCUACGGGCCAGAGCAAAGUUGCAGUCGGCCUUUCUGCAAACUAAAACGAAAGAACCACUAUCAUUGUAAUGCCUGCAACCAGGCUUUCUCCGAACUCGACCGACUAGUCGCCCACAUCGCAAAACACUCGACAGGUGCGAUUCUAAGCCAACAACAACAUGAAAUGGCAGCCCAAUCCUCGAACCACAUGCAACACGAAUACCUCGCCCAACUCUCCCAAAAACACGAAUUCAUGGCCCAAAACGCCCAGAUGGCUCAGAACAUUCAGAACUUUCAGAACCAGAUGCAGCGUCAGAUGCAGCAGACUCUAGGACAAAUGUCUCAGCAGCCGCAAGCCAAAGAGAUGAAGAUCGACAGUCCGAUACUCGGCAACGACUCUGUUCAAAUAAGUCAAGUGAAGAGAGAACCAUCUGAAAACCUCAGGGAAGAAGGAGGUGGUAGCAACAUGCAUGACAACAAUGAAAAUGGUCAGAUGACCCAACCUCUUCCUCCAAAUGUCCAACAACCCCAAGUUCCUCCCGGUUUUGAGUUAGACCUUCACGGUUUUCAUUUUCCCAGCCCAGCUGUCAUGGCAGCGAUGAAUCAACAAAUCGCCUUGAUGAAUCAAGCACUACCGCCUUUCCUACAGCAUGGGAGCAUGUACCCUGCAGGACCAGGAUUGAUGUUCGCUCCAGGUCUACCACCAGGGAACUUCCUACCACCAGGACGAGACGAUAACCCUCUAGCCUCUCUCGCAGCUAAUCUAAAUUUGAAGAGAUCUCUCUCACCUCCUGAUAGCAAUUCCGUCGAAGCGAAAAAGCAGAGGCUUCAUCACUCGAUGCGAAUGCUGAAGGAUGAACCUGUUCCUGAAGGCUAUGUUAGGUUCCGGUUUAACGAAGACUGCAGAUAUCCUCACUGUGGUUACAGAGAACAUCAGACCCACUUCCAUUGCAUGCGACAAGACUGUGGAUACUCCUUCUGCGACAAGACCAGGUUUGUUCAACACACAGCCAGACACGAGCGGCUCGACACUCUCAUGGGAGGAGACUUUCAACAGUACAGGGCUAAUGUUCCCUGUGGAAGGUCUCAGUGUGCCUACACCACUUCCUUGGGGUCCAUGCAGAACAAGGCUUCGCACUUUCAUUGUCUAAAGUGUGAUUUCGUCUGCACCGACACGAACAAGGUGGUCGCUCACCGGAGACAACAUGCUAAACUGGACAGUAUCGCAGCUGCCGGCUUCCAAAAGUUCACACCAAGUCAGCCAUGCGGAGCAGUUCAGUGCCAACACUCUGGAAAGCAGACGCACUAUCACUGUCUUCAGUGCCAGUAUGCUGUCCUUGGACUGGCGCAGAUGUCUGCCCACAAAUACAGGCACAUGGACGGCUGACUAUGAUUUUAGUGAAACGGUUUUAUUUUGCGGGUAGUGAGGAAUCUUGUUUGUAUAGGGAUGUUUUGUAGAACGUUUGCACAACCAUUUAUACAAUAGCAAACAAUAAAACCGCAGUAGACAUUCCCCGAUAGAAUUUGUGUCCCAAGUGCGAUUCAGCGAAAGAAGACAAUAAUGGA
This is a messenger RNA of Belonocnema kinseyi, 5228 nucleotides long. RefSeq lists its product as uncharacterized. Gene Ontology annotation, molecular function: DNA-binding transcription factor activity, RNA polymerase II-specific; RNA polymerase II transcription regulatory region sequence-specific DNA binding. NCBI's taxonomy places the organism in Eukaryota, Metazoa, Arthropoda, Insecta, Hymenoptera, Cynipidae. The record is from RefSeq and is a predicted model, not a curated record. The transcript has 10 exons. The coding region runs from base 133 to 5049 and encodes 1638 amino acids. Gene Ontology annotation, biological process: regulation of neuron differentiation; positive regulation of transcription by RNA polymerase II. Gene Ontology annotation, cellular component: nucleus.